Lottia gigantea (owl limpet) is the source of this 835-nucleotide messenger RNA. RefSeq lists its product as hypothetical. The record is from RefSeq and is a predicted model, not a curated record. Bases 195 to 587 code for a protein of 130 amino acids. NCBI's taxonomy places the organism in Eukaryota, Metazoa, Mollusca, Gastropoda, Lottiidae. Gene Ontology annotation, molecular function: carbon-sulfur lyase activity. The transcript has a single exon.
CUUCAAGAUUUGUGACAACACUGGUUCACUUUUUUCAGCUGGACUACUUCCUUGAGUGAAAAUUGUUUUGAAGACUAAAUUCUGUGAUGGUAUUCAAUGCUAUUGUAGGCAGCUCUUUUACCUAGACUCUUUCUUAAAUCAGUACAUCACUGGUCAUUACCUUUUGUUUUGAGUGACAAGACAGCAAUUAAAGCAUGGAAAUAGAGCAUAAAGGAGGCUGCCAUUGUGGAGCUGUGAGAUUUAAAGUACAAGCUCCCCCUCUUGUACAUGUAGUUAAAUGUAACUGUAGUAUUUGUGUUCAGAAAGGCCUAGCGUGCUGCAUUGUUCCUUAUUCCAAGUUCACCUUAUUACAAGGAGAAGACAAUUUGACUGAAUAUCGCUUCAAUACAAUGGUCGCCAAGCAUACAUUCUGUAAAACAUGUGGAGUGGAGAGUUUUUAUACACCUCGUUCCAAUCCAGAUGGAAUCAGUGUUUCUAUUCAUUGUAUUGAUCCUGGAACAGUUGCAGGAAUUGAGUUGGAAGAGUUCAAUGGUCAGGAAUGGGAGGCUUCAUUUGCUGCUUCUGAUAUCUCCAAACUUUCUAAGUAACAAUAAUGCCAUCUGAUUCUGGAAGAAGUGGAAACAGAGAUACCUAAGGGUUCUGUACACUCCGGUAAUUAAAACCCAUGAAAUCCUUAAUAACUAACAUUUUGAAUAUAUAUACAUAAGCUUCAUUUAAAUAGUUGUGAUUUUAAAUAAAGAUGCUUUUGUCACAAAAAUGUUUUGUCUGAUGUGCGUAAAAAAUGGAUAUCGUGGGAAACCGGGGUACGAUCCAAUUAGAAAACUGUUUCCAUAUU